Messenger RNA from Corylus avellana, 1676 nucleotides. RefSeq names its product coniferyl alcohol acyltransferase. The record is from RefSeq and is a predicted model, not a curated record. Lineage: Eukaryota; Viridiplantae; Streptophyta; Magnoliopsida; Fagales; Betulaceae. Gene Ontology annotation, molecular function: acyltransferase activity, transferring groups other than amino-acyl groups.
CCCAUCACCCAUAUACCAAUUAUUCCCUCUAACUUUCUCUCAAACAUCCACCAAAACUUGAAUCAUAUAGUUAACAAGACAAUGGGUGCAGGAGGAGUGGGGGACCCGUUCAUCGUGAGUGUCAACAAGAGGGAGGUGGUGGCUGCGGUGCUUCCAUUGCAAGAGUAUUGGCUUCCACUAUCCAACCUCGACUUGCUUCUUCCUCCUGUGGACGUGGGUGUGUUUUUCUGUUACGAGAAAAACGUGCGCAACCUGACGUUUGAAUCCAUGGCUGGCGUUCUGAAGAAGGCCUUGGCGCAAGUUCUGGUAUCCCAUUAUGCGUUUGCUGGCGAGGUGGUGCAGAAUUCUGUUGGUGAGCCUGAGAUUCUCUGCAACAACCGUGGGGUGGAGUUUGUUGAAGCUUUUGCAGAGGUAGAGCUUAGAGACCUCAACUUGUAUAACCCUGAUGACACCAUUGAAGGCAAGCUUGUGCCGGAGAAGAAGCACGGAGUUUUCGCUGUCCAGGCUACUGAGCUCAGAUGCGGUGGGUUGGUGGUGGCGUGCUCGUUUGACCACCGAGUAGCAGACGCCUACUCGGCCAACAUGUUUCUUGUCUCAUGGGCUGAGGUGGCUCAGUCUAAACCAAUCUCUGCUCCACCAUCUUUUCGCCGAUCUCUACUCAACCCUCGACGCCCCGGCUCCAUUCAUCCCUCCUUGGACGAUAUGUACAUCCCCGUAACCGAACUACCACCUCCCAAACAUCCACAACCUGAUUCCGAUCAUCUCAUCAGCCGCAUAUAUUAUAUUACGGCCGAACAACUCAGCCAGCUGCAAUCUCUAGCCAGCACCAAGGGCUGCCGGAGAACCAAACUAGAGUCUUUCAGUGCAUUCUUGUGGAAGAUGGUUGCCAAGUCGGCUAUUGCUCAAAGUGCAGACAAAAAGAUGACUAAAAUGGGCGUUGUUGUUGACGGAAGGACAAGGUUGAUUGAAGGAGACGAACAUAAAGCUUCACUCAUGGGCUCUUACUUUGGAAACGUGCUCUCCGUACCCUACGGCGCCGAGCAAGUGGAUGAGCUUAAUGAAAAGCCAUUGGAGUGGGUGGCGGAUAAAGUUCAUGAAUUCUUGGAAGGUGCGGUGACAAAGGAGCAUUUCUUGGGGCUCAUAGAUUGGGUGGAGGCUCACCGUCCGGUGCCCGGUUUGGCAAAGAUAUAUUGUAACGGGAGCGAAGAUGGACCAGCUUUUGUGGUGUCGUCCGGGCAGAGGUUCCCGGUGUGUAAGGUGGAUUUCGGGUGGGGUAUGCCGGGUUUUGGGUCGUACCAUUUUCCGUGGGGCGGGGAUGCCGGGUAUGUGAUGCCGAUGCCGAGCCCGACCGGGAAUGGAGAUUGGGUGGUGUACAUGCACCUGUUGAGAGGGCAGGUGGAGUUGAUAGAGGCUGAGGCUGCCCAUGUGUUUAGACCCUUGACAUCUAUUUAUCUCAACUUCGAUUAAAUCCAAACUAAAUUAUAAUAUUAAUUAAGUUAUGCUUUAAAUGUAUUGCCGUUCAGUUUAGAGUGCUGUAAAAUAUUGUGUAUUUCUGCAAUUAAUUUGUCGUUGAAGUAAUCUGUACCUUAAUAAGCCUAGUUUGUCAACUCUUUCUUUGGGGGUGUUUUCAUGUCUUUAUCAAAUGGAAAACAACAACUUGGUUGUUAAUUUUUUAA